Anopheles aquasalis is the source of this 545-nucleotide messenger RNA. RefSeq lists its product as uncharacterized. The record is from RefSeq and is a predicted model, not a curated record. Lineage: Eukaryota; Metazoa; Arthropoda; Insecta; Diptera; Culicidae.
GUACUUGCAUCACGCUGUUUGCCUUCAAUCAAUCUCUUCGAACGUUAAUCUGUUAGUACAGCAGCGGCAGCGCACGGCAUCGAAAGCCUGCACUAUAUAUAGAGUUUGCGUUUCCUACACUUUAGUCAUAAUAAGUCGGUCGGGCCUCCGUUGUCAGCAACAAGAAAAGUGUAAACGGUUAAACAGUUAAAAUGGCCAAUAAACUCGUUCUCAUCAGUCUGUUGUGUGUUGUUCUAGUAGCUAAGAUUACCCAGGCUGCCCCGCAAUAUGUGCCGGGAGAGGAACCUUCAUAUGACGAAGAUACGGACGAUUCUUCUAAGCUCCUCGAAAACGAUACUUCCAUAACUGACGAGGAUUAUGCUGCAAUUGAAGCAAGUCUCUCCGAAACAUUCAACACCGCUGCUGAUCCGGGAAGGCGAUUGGGAGAGGGAAAGAAACCAUAAAUGCAGUAUAACUAUGACCAUCACUCGAAGUAAUAACGAUGGAUAUAAUUUGAAUAGAUUCCAAGAAUAAAUAAAAGUUUGAUUCAUUUGAAAUAUCCUUAA